UUGACUAUUCAGAAGCCGUCGACAUGUGGAGUGUAGUUUCUGCCAAGUGCUCGUGCUUUCAGUCUCUGUAAUGUCGUGAAUUAAUACUCCUAUAACGGCCAAAUUCUCCGAUCGAUUUCCUUGUACAUGAUUUUUUAAACUUUUGAGCUCAAAAAUGGGUCAGGAUCACGGAGAUUUUUAUAAUUGGUUCUGGGAUGAAAGCAUUUGGCUUCCUAAAAUAACCUCUUGGGAAAAGAUCAAAUCUAACCGCUUACCUAUCAUUGAAAACCUUGGAGGCGUAUACUUGUGUGUUCCAGUUGCGAUUGGGAUGAUGAUUCUACGAUUUGUAUUUGAAAGUGUUAUUGCAAGGCCCUUUGUGAUUUGGCUGGGUGUGAAAGGAAAGGAUACAGUUAGUGUUGUUCCAAAUGCUGCAUGUGAGAAAGCAUUUAAAGCAAGCAAGCACCCUAAUGCCAAAAAGAUUGCAGAACUGUCAAAACACUUGGAAUGGUCUGAAAGAGAGGUCGAAAGAUGGUUCCGUCAGCGCCGCACCAUGGAGCAAUAUACUGUUCUAAAGAAGGCAAAGGAAUGCAGUUGGCGCUUCAUAUUUUAUUUUUCUGCCACAGUUUAUGGAACUAUUAUUCUUGCAAAGCAAGGAUGUCUGUGGGAUCUGAAAGUGUGUUUCAUUGAUUAURAGAACCAUGUGAUGGGCUUGGAUCUUUACAUCUAUUACUUGGCAGAAAUUGGAAUGUAUAUCUCUCUGUCUGUUUCCCAGUUUACAGAUGUCCAGAGAAAGGAUUUCUGGCAAAAUUUGGUCCAUCAUGUGGCAACGUUAAUUCUUCUCCUGUACUCAUUUAUUGGAGGAUAUUUCAACAUCGGUGCUAUCAUUGUCUAUACUCAUGAUAUAUCAGAUGUUUUCUUGGAGGCUGCAAAAGUGUUCAAGUAUGCCAAGCGUCAAAAGAUCUGUGAUGUAUGUUUUGUUGUAUUUGCGGUGGUCUUUUACAUAACAAGACUCGUUGUAUUACCUUUUAGAGUAAUGUGGGCCUCUGUUGUGGAUCAUGAAUAUUACAUUGGUGCUUUCUUUGCAUAUAAAGUUAUGCUGGCAUUUCUUCUCUUACUACAGGUGCUUCACAUUUACUGGGCAUAUUGUAUCAAUAGGAUUGUAUAUAAAGCACUGACUGGAAAAGGUGUGUCAGACUCGAGAAGUGAUUCAGAAGACUUCUCCGAACCAGAGCAGAUAACCAAAGAUGUUCCACUUGAAAAGAAAAAGGCURUCUAGACAACAACAGUACAGCUAAACCCCAAUCAUCUUACAGUGAAACUAUAACCAGGCCACCUAGACAGCGAGAAUCAAUGAAAUAAGAACAAUGUGUAGUUCCAGAAAUCAUCCAUACCCACCCCACAGAGGAAUUUGGAAUUUCCGAAGAGUAGGGGUGUCAGAGAAAGAACGAAAAUUACAGAGUUUGUAUGGAAGAAAAUUGGAAUUUUUACGGGGGGUAGGGGGUGUCUUAAAAAAUUCCUCCAUGAGCGGGGUAUGGAUAAUUUUUGGAACUACGCAAUACAUUCCAACUUUGGGUAGUGGAGUCAAUCAGAAACCAGCAGAAARCRAUAGCUGCCAAAAUAUCUUUUUAUUCCCACAAGAAAAUUAUGAUGGCUAUGUCGUUGUUAACAUCAGGUUCAAAUUACCAUUGUUGUGCAUUCUAGGUUUCUGAUUGGCUUGUUUACCCAAACUAGAUUGCAUUGUUUUCAUUCUAUAACUGGUUCUCUUGUCUAARUGGCCCCGAUUACAGUAGUUAAGCUGUAACACUAGGGGCAAGCUAGAAAAAAAUAUGUAGUUUACUGCACUUUUCAGUUGAAUUUUAUUGAUUAGUGUCCAAUUUUUUUCUUUCUACUUAAUGACGUACAGACCUGGACUCGAUAACAUAAUGUUAUGAUGUCAGAAGUAUGUUGUUUUUACAUUAAAACUAUAAUCAAUAAAAUUAAAGCCAUGAUUCCAGCCUCAA
Messenger RNA from Actinia tenebrosa (Australian red waratah sea anemone), 1979 nucleotides. Its product is annotated as ceramide synthase 6. Gene Ontology annotation, molecular function: DNA binding; sphingosine N-acyltransferase activity. Gene Ontology annotation, cellular component: membrane. The record is from RefSeq and is a predicted model, not a curated record. Gene Ontology annotation, biological process: ceramide biosynthetic process. NCBI's taxonomy places the organism in Eukaryota, Metazoa, Cnidaria, Anthozoa, Actiniaria, Actiniidae.